AUGCCGAGCGUCGGCGUCAAGAUCUACAGCGUCUUCUUCAAGCUCUUCCUCCGCCACCGCCUCCAGUCGCUGGCCGCCGCCGCCGCCGCGGGGGACCUCGACAACGCGGCCUUCGGGGUCUCCUGCCGCCCCGACGAGGCCACCGCGCCGCCCAACCCGGCCUUCUCCGCCUCCGCCGAUGGCGUCGCCUCCAAGGACCUCCACAUCGACCCCAACUCCUCCCUCUCCGUCCGCAUCUUCCUCCCCACGCCCCCGCCGCCGUCCCCGCACGCGCACCUCCUCUCGCACGCGCCCUCGCGCCGCGCCAGUGACCCCACCCCGACGCCCCCCGCGCCCGCCGCCGGCGCGCCGUACCGAGGGUACCUCCCGCACGCCGUCGCCUCGCCGCGCGCCGCCGCGUCGGCGCGCCGGAGGCUGCCCAUCGUCGUGCAGUUCCACGGCGGCGGCUUCGUCACCGGGAGCAACACCGCCACGGCCAACGACGCCUUCUGCAGGAGGGUCGCCAAGCUCUGCGAUGCCAUUGUCGUCGCCGUGGGGUACAGGCUUGCGCCAGAGAGCCGAUACCCUGCCGCGUUCGAGGACGGGGUCAAGGUGCUCAAGUGGAUCGCCAAGCAGGCCAAUCUAGCCAUGAUGACCAAGGUCAGGGGUGGUGUCGACACCUUCGGUGCAUCCACUGUUGAGCCAUGGAUUGCUGCACAUGGUGAUCCAGCUAGAUGUGUUCUACUUGGUGCAAGCUGUGGUGCAAAUAUUGCUGAUUAUGUCACUCGGAAGGUGGUCGAAGAUGGGAAACCAUUUGACCCAGUUAAGGUUGUUGCACAAGUUCUGAUGUAUCCCUUUUUCAUAGGGAGUGUUCCGACACACUCGGAAAUAAGGCUUGCGAACUCAUACUUCUAUGACAAGUCCACAUGUUUACUUGCUUGGAGAUUAUUUUUGUCAGAGAAAGAGUUCAACCUAGACCACCCUGCUGCCAACCCUCUGGCGCCUGGCAGAGGAGGUCCCCCAUUGAAGUGCAUGCCGCCGACCUUGACAGUUAUUGCCGAGCAUGACUGGAUGAGGGAUCGAGCAAUUGCUUACUCUGAGGAACUCCGCAAGGUUAAUGUUGACUCGCCGGUUCUUGACUACAAGGAUACAGUUCACGAGUUUGCAACCCUGGAUGUGUUCCUAAAAACACCACAGGCACAGGCCUGUGCCGAGGAUAUUGCCAUAUGGAUGAAGAAAUAUAUCUCCCUCCGAGGGCACGAGUUCUCAUAUUAG
Messenger RNA from Miscanthus lutarioriparius, 1254 nucleotides. The record is from the annotation of a GenBank genome assembly. NCBI's taxonomy places the organism in Eukaryota, Viridiplantae, Streptophyta, Magnoliopsida, Poales, Poaceae.